UGGUAGCAAAUUUAGAUUAAUAGCCAGAGGUCAGACUAAAUGGGCAUGGCAAGGGAACACUUUGUGCUUGUUCAUGGUGAAGGUCAAGGAGGCUGGUGCUGGUUCAAACUCCGCUGGCUUCUUGAGAGCUCCGGCUACCGUGUCACAUGCAUUGAUCUUGCCGGAUGUGGCGUUGACCCUACCGACCCCAACACCGUUCGGUCAUUCAAGCAGUACGACAAGCCGCUCAUAGACCUCAUCUCGGACUUGCCAGAGGGGGAAAAGAUUAUUCUAGUUGGACAUGGUGCUGGAGGGCUGAGUGUGAUUCAUGCAAUGCAUGAAUUUGUUGACAGGAUCAGGCAAGCAUUUUUUGUGGCAGCUACAAUGCUACCAUUUGGAUUUCAAACUGACGAAGAUAAGAAAGAUGGGUUACCAACUUUGCCCCUAAACGAGGUUGAGUUGACACUCGGUGCAGGAGCAGAUGAUCCUCCAACAUCUGUUGCCUUAAGACCAGAAUUCCAGCGUGAUCGACUAUCCCAACAAAGCCCUGAAGAGGAAUCGGUCCUUGCUUCAAUGCUGCUGCGUCCGUGGCCUGCAACCUCUAUCAGUACUGCAAGCUUCGAUGGAGAUGACGAGAGAUUGAAUCGAAUCAAACGGGUUUUCAUAAAGACAGAGCGUGACCACAUGUUGAGCCCUCAACAGCAAGAUUCCAUGGUCAAGAAAUGGCCACCCAGUGAGGUUUUGGUCAUAGACACGGAUCACAGCCCCUUCUUCUCAGCACCAGAACAGCUCUUUAAAUUGAUAGUCAAAUCUCUAUGA
Messenger RNA from Phragmites australis (common reed), 798 nucleotides. RefSeq names its product methylesterase 17-like. Gene Ontology annotation, molecular function: methyl indole-3-acetate esterase activity; methyl salicylate esterase activity; methyl jasmonate esterase activity. The coding region runs from base 40 to 798 and encodes 252 amino acids. The record is from RefSeq and is a predicted model, not a curated record. The transcript is spliced from 4 exons. Gene Ontology annotation, biological process: jasmonic acid metabolic process; salicylic acid metabolic process. Lineage: Eukaryota; Viridiplantae; Streptophyta; Magnoliopsida; Poales; Poaceae.